Molecule: messenger RNA, 795 nt
Organism: Haliotis rubra (blacklip abalone)
Lineage: Eukaryota; Metazoa; Mollusca; Gastropoda; Lepetellida; Haliotidae
Exons: 2
Coding region: 26-415 (129 amino acids)
Source: RefSeq, a predicted model, not a curated record
UUCAUGUGAGACUUCCUUCUCGCAGAUGAAGCUGAUCAAGACCAGCAGGAGAUGUAGGAUGAGAUCAUCGACACUCAACACUCUGAUGACUGUGAAGCUACAAGCCCCCUCAAUUACAGACUUUGAUCCUGAGAAGGCCAUUGACAGGUGGUUGGUAACACCUACACGGGCUAGGUCUCUUAACUACAACAGAGGCAAGCACAACCAAUCAGCUGUCAAGACAUCUGAAGUCAUCUGUGUAGUGGAGGAGAAAGAUGUGGAAGAUGCUGAGGAGCAGGAGGAGGAAGAAGAGUCAGACAUUGAAGAGGAGAUCGCUGUCUUCAACAAAGCCAUCGAUCCCGAUGAAGACAGCGAUUACUGUUCGGAUUUCGUGGAUGAAGAACAGACAUUUGCUAAAAUCAUGAACUAUUAUUGAGAUGCUGAGGAGCAGGAGGAGGAAGAAGAGUCAGACAUUGAAGAGGAGAUCGCUGUCUUCAACAAAGCCAUCGAUCCCGAUGAAGACAGCGAUUACUGUUCGGAUUUCGUGGAUGAAGAACAGACAUUUGCUAAAAUCAUGAACUAUUAUUGAGAUUGCCAUUUGAUAAAUGAAACAGUACAUUGUAAAUUUAAUGUGCACUAAAGUGUAUUGUUAUGGAGGGUGGUUAUCUUUUAAUUUUGUUGCUAAUAUUUACCAUUUACUGCGCUCAGAUAUUGUUGUUGUGUAUUUAAUUUGGGUCCUGUGAAUUUUCAGUGGGUCAGACAGAUUUCUGAGAGUCACAGGACCCAUGUCCUGCAGGACUACAAACUAUUUCGUGA